Molecule: messenger RNA, 1557 nt
Organism: Penaeus vannamei (Pacific white shrimp)
Lineage: Eukaryota; Metazoa; Arthropoda; Malacostraca; Decapoda; Penaeidae
Product: rRNA N6-adenosine-methyltransferase ZCCHC4
Biological process (GO): rRNA methylation
Cellular component (GO): nucleolus; cytoplasm
Molecular function (GO): rRNA (adenine-N6-)-methyltransferase activity; zinc ion binding
Source: RefSeq, a predicted model, not a curated record
CCGGUUACAAGAACGAACUGAUUAUUUGUUUACAUUUCGCAGCAUGGCCACCUCUGAGAGGCUGGGGGUUGAUGUUAUUAUCAACAACAUUGAUAAUAAUCCAGCCUGCUCUCAUGGCCCUACAGUGUUAUUUGAGAGAUUCCAGAGCAAUGGUCGCAGUCGGCAGUAUUAUGCCUGUUCUGCUUGUCGGGACAGGAAAGAUUGCUCCUUCUUCCACUGGGCAGAUGAGAAGUUUUCAAAGACAAAGAGAGACCUGUGGGACAAAUUCAUCAAAGAUUCUGAGCCUAAAGACACUGAAGAGGAAUUAAGCAGAAGUUUAAAUGAGGUGCUCUCAGUAUUGCCAAGCGAGCGAAUAUACUGUGCCAAUUGCUCUACUCUGCUUACAACUGCAAGACGAAGCAAACAUAAGGCCUGCACCCUUAUCACACCUCUCACUGACAUACAACUUACACAGCCAUCAUCAUUUCUUCCACCAAGAGAAAGUGCAAAGAAAGAGGCACAAUACCUCUUUGCUUCUAGUAGUGUGGAUGUUAUCAUCAACAUGCUAGUAAAGUUACAAGCCAAAAGAGUUUUGUGUGUUGGGGCUCCUCGAAUAUACGAAGCAAUAGCAAUGUCAGAAAAGUUGGAGAUGUCAGCUCUGAUGCUUGACAUUGAUGAACGAUUUCAAAGUUUUUUCAAGCCCCAAUCCUUCCUGCGAUACAACAUGUUCAACCAUUACUUCUUUGAUGGGAAGAAGGCCAAAGAAACAUAUCAAAACUUUAUUGCUGAAAAAGAGAAGUUAGUGCUGGUGUCUGAUCCCCCAUUUGGAGGGAGAAUGGAACUUCUAGCCCAUAACAUGAAAAGGAUUGAACAAGAUUGGAGAACAGCGAGACAUCUCGAUCCUCAAGAACAGUUACCAGUGCUGUUCAUUUUUCCAUACUUUAUGGAACCACAAGUCCUGCAUAAUCUGUCAGAUUUUGUGAUGCUUGAUUAUCAAAUAGAUUAUGAUAAUCAUCCACUAUAUUCAUCAGGUCCAAAGAGUAUGAAGAAUGGUUCUGCUGUAAGAGUCUAUGUAAAUCAACCUGCAUCACUAUUUUCCUUUCCUGAGAGUGAGGGAUAUCAUUACUGUAAGCCUUGCAAUCGAUGGGUGUUUAACAACAAUAAACAUUGUAAGAAAUGCAAAGGUUGUAUGUCAAAAGAUGGUCGAACCUACCGACACUGCGACCAGUGCAUGAAGUGUGUAAAACCAUCAUGGCUUCAUUGCACUGAGUGUUCUAGAUGUCAGCCUCAAGACCACAAGUGCAAGUCUCACGGAGUCAAUGGUUCUUCAAAGACAAUAUGCCAUAUUUGUGGAGGUUCUGACCACAAGCGCACAGAUUGUCCAAAGAAAAAGAAACGGGGAGAAUCCUUUAGCAGUGAGAAUGCAGGAAAGAAGAAAAAAAGGAGGAAACAGGCAUUGCCAUCAAAUCUUUCAGAAGAAAGAGAGAGAAACUUGGAUAUCUUGUCUCAGAUAAUCUCUAGCUGAUGGAUUGUAAGCAGGGAGUUUUAUGUAAAAUAAAUAUUUUGAUAUUUUUUGUU